UGGGAGAAAAUGGUGGUCUGGGAGGGGAGGAAGGCAGUGUUGGUGGUGUGGGAGUAAGUGGUGGUCUAGGAGGAGGAAGUGAAGGCAGUGGAGGAAGUGAAGGCAGUGGAGGAAGGCAAGAUGGCAGUGGAGGCAGUGGUGGUAUGGGAGGAGGAAGGGAAGGCAGUGGUGGCAGUGGUGUAGGAAGUGCAGCAGCAAGUUCGUCUUUAAGUAGGGUGAUAAAGUUGGUGAGUCAACGGAUAAAAAUGUUGAGUGAUGAUGGUGAUUGUGAUGGUGGACCUAGUACAUCGAGGUAUGAGUGGGGAUUUGCAUUCGAUCCCCUGUUGUUGGAGACAAUUUAGGUCCUGAAAGCUCUGCGCCGGGAAACUUGGAAACCAUAUCAGGAAGCUUAGGAAGCUUGUCGCGAACAAAAGGAUCAUCGAAAGUGAAGAAGAGUAGGAGGAAGCGGGUUACAAGAGCCAGUGCAAGGAUACGUGAUAAGGAAUUUAAUGUUCAACUUAUACCUAGAGAGUAUCCAAACUUCAAGUCAAAGCUAAUGAAGUUUAUUUAUGAUGAAAAACCGGAUGCCAAUGCGGAAGAAGUCGUAAUGGUAAAAUGUGGGACAUUGGUUGCUACCUUAGAAGAAUGCAAGACAGUGCUUGGUGGCACACAAUGCGUUCACGAGAAUUACGUAAGGGUGGCUGGUGCAAUGUAUACGCGCAUGUGGCGGAGGAAAUUUGGAAACUCUAGUAUACGUUUUAUGAUCGAUCCUACAUUUGCGGCUCGGGUAUUUGAGAAUGUGCGGAGGUCGGGAGAUUGGAACGAUUGUCGUGAAAUUGGAUGUGCUGUUGCUAAAGGAUUUAAGGGAGUUCACGCCAAUCGUAUAUUUGGGGUCUUUGUUCCAGUUUUGGAAGACAGAAAAUGGUGGUGUGCUGCAUUUUCUGUUAACAGUGAGGAGGUGUGGGUCAUAGAUGCACACCGUCCAAAUUCAUUGGAGCACCAUGCAAAGGCCAUUGAGGAAUUGGCGAUUAGGGUUGAUAUUCUGUUCUCAAGCUUUGAAGGGCAAUGGUUACCUGGGCAAAUAACAAAAUGGGAGAGGAAGGCAGUGAAUAUGGACGACGCCCAUAGUGAAUGCCUGCUAAUAUAAAGGAGGAAAGGAAGUGGCUGCUUACAGAAGAUUUGCUUUGUGAAGGCAAUGAGCAAGAUAAGGUGAAGAAGAUGAUCGGUAGUAAAGUAUGGGGGUAGUAGUAAAGUUAGGCCUUUAAAAGACAUGUUGGGUUCUAUAGGACGCAAAGGGUUUGGGGUCAGGACGCAAAGGGUGGUGUGAAUAUUUGGGUAAUAUAUGAGAUAUCGUGUGUUUUUUUUGGGGGUAAGCUAUGCCAUAUCGUACGUGGGCAUACUUGUUAAGUGGCCAUAUGUUUUUAUUUAUAAUUUUGGUGUAAAAUGUUUAAAUGUUUAAAUGUUUGUUUAGGUGGACA
Messenger RNA from Beta vulgaris subsp. vulgaris (sugar beet), 1457 nucleotides. RefSeq lists its product as uncharacterized. The record is from RefSeq and is a predicted model, not a curated record. The transcript is spliced from 7 exons. Lineage: Eukaryota; Viridiplantae; Streptophyta; Magnoliopsida; Caryophyllales; Amaranthaceae. Bases 536 to 1126 code for a protein of 196 amino acids.